Molecule: messenger RNA, 2058 nt
Organism: Zea mays
Lineage: Eukaryota; Viridiplantae; Streptophyta; Magnoliopsida; Poales; Poaceae
Product: RING-H2 finger protein ATL13
Exons: 1
Coding region: 288-1739 (483 amino acids)
Source: RefSeq, marked provisional
CCAGUCUCUCCCAAACCGCGCCUGUUGAGCUGUCUCACAGUUAACUCUGUCAUUGUUUCCCUUUUUCUUCGUUGCUAGGAUCCGACACAAGAGUUUUAGUGAUGAUCUCCUCAUCAACAUCUAUCUCCAUCACAAGAAGAAGGUGUGGACAGGAAGACGACACAAGAUUCAGGCGACACUCCCACCAUUGCUGCUGACGGCGUCCAAAUUGUCUUCUUUCUCCUCCUACCUGGCUGGCUGGCUCUCUAGAUCGAAUCACGGGUCAGGCGCUCCCCCUGACCAAGGCCAUGAGCCACUACACCAUGCAUGCAGCCAUCAACUACGCCGCGCUGCCACCCACGUCGCCGCUGCAGCUCCCCCUCCCGUACCUCCCUCCGCCUCCUCCUCCGCCGUUACCGCUACCGCUACCGCCGCUGUUGUCGCCGCCGCCACCGGCGGCGGCGUCCUCUGACGCGGGAUUCCAGAACAGGAUCAGCCCCAGCGUCCUUCUCAUCAUCCUGAUCUUGGCCGUCAUCUUCUUCGUCUCCGGCCUGCUGCACCUUCUCGUCCGGUUCCUGCUCCGCCCGGCGCCGCGGGAUCCCGGCGACGCGUACGGGGGUGACGCGAACGCUACCGCCUUCCAGGGGCAGCUCCAGCAGCUGUUCCACCUCCACGACGCCGGCGUCGACCAGUCCUUCAUCGACGCGCUGCCGGUGUUCCUCUACGGCGCCGUGGUCGGCGCCGGCGGGAAGGAUCCUUUCGACUGCGCGGUCUGCCUCUGCGAGUUCGCGGACGACGACCGCCUCCGCCUCCUCCCCAAGUGCAGCCACGCGUUCCACGUCGACUGCAUCGACACGUGGCUGCUGUCGCACUCCACCUGCCCGCUCUGCCGCCGCAGCCUCCUCGCCGACUUCCCCACCUGCGGCGGCGCCUGCAGCCCGCUGGUGUUCGUCCUCGAGUCCGGCUCCGAGGGCUCGGUCUCCGAUCGCCACGACGCGGCGUCCUCCGCGCGCCUCAGCUUUGGCAUGGAGCAGGAGCAGGCAGGGCAGGAUCGGAAACACGUCGCCGCUGCAGAGGCAGCGGAGAAGAAGGACGAGGUGGUCGUUCCGGUGAAGCUCGGCAAGUUCAGAAGCCAGGCCACCGAAGGAGCCGGCGGCAGCGCCAGCCAUGGAAGCCAUGACGUGAGGCGGUGCUUCUCCAUGGGGACCUACGAGUACGUCAUGGACGAGAGCUCCCUGCUCCGCGUCGCCGUGAAGCUGCCGGAGAAAAAGCGCCCCGCGACUCGCUCUCGCAUGCCGGGGCACCGUGUUGCCAUGUCGGAGUGCGACUGCCACUCCAAGCGGGAAGGCUUCCGCGGAUUCGAUGCGCCGCCCAAGCAGCAGCAGCAGCUGUCGAAAGCGGCGGUGGACAAGAGGGAGAGCUUCUCCGUCUCCAAGAUAUGGAUGCGCAGCGGGCCGAGGAGGAAGGACGUGCCCUCCGGCGCAACGACCUCGCGCCGCGCGUCGUCGUUCCGGCUCUCCUCGGCGCUCCAGCGCACGGCGAGCGACGUUGGGGCGACGACGGCGAAGCGCCGGGCGGACGUGGUGAGCCCCGUGACGGAGUCCGAGUACAACGUGUCGGCUUGGGACAAGAGCGCGAGCGGCAGCGUCGUGGAUUGGGACGUCGAGUCCGCGGGCGGCGGGCACGGCCUCAGCUCCAGAGCCGACGAGGCGCCGUCGUUCGCCCGGCGGACGCUGCUCUGGAUCAGAGGCCACCUGUGAAUUGAACCGAAGCGAAGCAGAGAUCUUGGCUUCUACCACCUUGUUCUUCCCCUCUGCUCUCCCGUGUAAGUUGUAGUAACUGUGUGUGCAUGGAUGCCUGCGAUCUUCUCCUGCAGCAACAGAUCGCAGGAAAUUUGCAUUGCUUGGCGAGUGGAUGAAAUGGUGGAUAUUUGUUCGGUAAAAAAAGGAUUACGGCUCGAGAUUUCUAGAUUGUUUCGCAUAGCAUUUCGCAGUUGUGUGUAGUAGAUUAGCUGUAUUUGCUUUGCAUCUUGCUGUACAUUUGAAAUUGCUUCGUAGGGUUUUAUCCAGGGUAAUCUAU